AUGGUCAAGGCGGCCAUAACCUUCGGAGCGGCAUGCUCAAUGUUCGUCGUGGUGGCGUGCCUGUGGGCCGGAGCCAUCAUCUACCGCGAUAUCAAUGACAUGUACGACGACAUCAUGCGCGACAUGGGCUCUUUCCGAGGAAUCUCCGAGGACACCUGGGGCGAUAUUCUGAUGAUGCAGCGCGGAAAGAACCCCAACCAGCUGCGUGAGUAUGCUGAGGAGGUGUUCGGACGACACAAGAGGAGCUCCCAGCAGUGCCGUUGUGGAGUGCAGCGCGCUGGAUGCCCCGCCGGUCCCCCCGGACCUCCUGGACUCCCUGGAGCCUCUGGAGAGGUCGGACCCGACGGAGAUGUCGGACAUCCUGGAGAGCCCGCCCUCGUCCCACCGGCGCCCGAGUUCGAGCCCCACGGCUGCAUCGAGUGCCCGGCCGGACCCCCUGGCGAGCCUGGACUUCCUGGACUCGAGGGAUUGGCUGGAGCCCCUGGCGAGCCUGGCAAGCAGGGACCCGCUGGACAAGACGGAGAGACUGGACCCCAGGGAACCAUCGGAGACCAGGGAGAGCCCGGAUUCGACGGACAGAACGGCAUCGACGGACCCCCUGGACAAGAUGCUGUCACUGGAAAGGGAGCCCCCGGUCUGCCUGGACGUCCCGGUCUCACCGGAUGCAUUGGAGAGCCCGGACGUGCCGGAGACAACGGCCCCGAUGGAGAGCAGGGACCCGCUGGACCUACCGGAUUCCCCGGAAAGGACGGACUUGCCGGUCACGAUGGACCCCGCGGACACCAAGGACUUCUCGGAGCCCCUGGAGCCGACGGAGAGUACUGCGACUGCCCCGAGGGCUCGCACGCCACCAAGAAGCACGUCAAGCGCAACCACCACCACCGCCGCCGUCGCGUC
Molecule: messenger RNA, 897 nt
Organism: Mesorhabditis spiculigera
Lineage: Eukaryota; Metazoa; Nematoda; Chromadorea; Rhabditida; Rhabditidae
Source: the annotation of a GenBank genome assembly